UUUAAAAUUUACAAAUAGGUCCAAUGGUAUGGUAUGCUUUAAGAAACUUGUGGUAGGCUUUGAUAAACUUGUGACAUGUUUUAAUGAACUUGUGAUAUGUUUUGAUAAACUUAUGGAAUGCUUAUCCUUCCCUUUCCGUCCCUCUUCCCACUUGUGGUAUACUUUAAUAAACUUGUGGUAAGCUUAGAUAAGAUUUUGAUAUACUUUAUGAGAUUUGUGAUCUACUUUGUAGGACUUGUGGUCUGCCUUAUGGUAUGUUUUAUGAGGUUUCUUGUAUACUUUGUCGGACUUGUGGAAUGCAUUAGAGGACUUUGUGCUAGUCGGGCUCGCCACACAAUACUAUAUAUACCCGAUCGCCGGCAACACAAACAAGCGAUUCCCAUCCCUGCCAAGGCCGCGGUAAGCAUCUUGUCCAUCUAAGUCGCCAUCAUAGUCACUGGGACGGUCGGCUUCCUAUGGAACAAAAGAGGAAGCAAUCCAAAGCCCCAAACGUUUGUCCGUUUAUAAUUAGCUUUGCUUUUGUUAAUAAAUAGGCUUCCUCCUCCUUUUCAUCAUCCCACAAAUCAAGCUUGUCGGCGGGAACCUCCGUGGCAGCCUCCGUCGUGGUCACUCGAUAGGUUGCCCAAGACUUCCUCCCGUGAUGACGAGGAUUUUCAAUUUUUUUAAAUGACAAUCGUGUCCUUUUAUGAAAAAUUAUAAUUAAUUAUGAUCAACACUUAAAACAAGAAAUGUAAUCUAAACUAAAUGUUCUGAUUAGCUCGAGCUAUUGUUAGUGUGGUGCUAACAAAGUUAGCACCAUAGCCAAAUUCUCUUAGACUUACAUGUUUAACUCAAACACAACAAUGACUUAUAUAUUUUUCCGAUAUUUGUCACUAAUAGCGUAACUAAUGGAUGAUCUUAUGAUAGAUGGUCGUACAUUUUACUAGUUGAUUACAAUUUUUCCUCGUUAACCUCAUUUGACAAGUUGAGCUCGAGUCAAACUUAAACUUCUAUCUUUGUAAACAAGCCGAGCUUGAACUUGGAAUUAUAAGUCCGAACCAUAUAUACAUACGUUGUUUUUUAUCUCGUGGACGAAGGCAGCAAUGUUCAAACUUCAUUCAUCAAAAACUUGUUCAAACUUAAAUGAUCGUAUGCAACACACUUUGUGGCCUUUUUUGGUGAUCUAAAUUAGGAGGCUUUACCUUUAAGGCGCCUGAUUUGAUCGACAAAACAAAAGGUUAGUGAAAAUAGUACGUCAUGAGGCGACUAUGAAUAAUUCUUCUUUUUCUUCUUCUGUAUCCCCAUCAAAGAAUGACGAUUGAUUUUAACUUCCAAAUGAUCAAUUAGACCCUAGCUAUCAAAUGGAAGUUUGCCACCAUAAAUUCAUACUUCGACAUCGACUUGAGCUGGGUGGUCUUGUCUUUUUAAUUCGCAUUUUUUAACAAAAGUAAAAGUAAGGGUGAAACUUCAAACUAUUGAUGAACAUUUAGUGCGUAACUAUAGAAUGUAGUUGGUUAAAAGCAAUGCCAAAUCUUCAACAAGAUCUUAUACAUGUAAUGUAGGGUAGAAUGGUAGAUACCAUAUUUUUGCUUCUGGACACCAGUAAAAUUUUAUGUUCGUGUCACAUGUAUGGUUGUUUGCUUGGUCUUUUUUUUUUUUUUUUGGCCGUUUAGCUAGAUUAACAUUAUUUCUUGUCAUUUCACCUUGUACUCGGUAUUUAACAAACACAUUUUAGUACCAUAUAGUUUAUUGAUUUAUUGAUUUUUAAAUGGCAAAAUACAUUUUUUUGAAUGAUUAAAAGAUACUAUGUGCAUUGCAUAUUUAUGUUGCCCUUUCUCAUUUGGAAUGAAAUACAAUAAUUAAGGAAAAUUCUUGCGUCCAACUCCGUUAGAGCUACAAGCUUCAACCUGCCAUUUGGCAGCAUAUUAGUGGUUACUUAAUCUUCCGUUUUCUCUUAUUUUUAAUGUCCUUAUUAUUGCUUUAAAAUUAACCAUAUUAGGAAUUAAAAAAUGAAAAGAAAAAACAACUUGGACGGAAACGGAAGAAGACGGAUGGAAAGGAUGCAACUUCUAGGUUAUUAAUCUAAUUAGGUCAUAUUUGUUAAUGUAAUUAGGUCAUAUCCGUCUUCUAUGAAGUUGCAGCCUUUCCAUCCGUCUUCUUCUGUUUCCGUCCAAGUUGUUUUUUCUUUUCAUUUUUUUAAUUCCUAAUAUGGUUAAUUUUAAAGCAAUAAUAAGGACAUUAAAAAUAAGAGAAAAGGGAAGAUUAAGUAACCACUAAUAUGCUGCCAAAUGGCAGGUUGAAGUUUGUAGCUCCAACGGGGUUGGACACAAGGAUUUUCCAAUAAUUAAUGGGUAGAGAUUGAACUGCAAUUAAUUAAUGGGUAGAGAUUGAACUGCAAAAGGAAAAAAAAUAUUCAUUAAGCGAAAGAGGUAACAUUUCAUUAAAAAAAAUUGAAGACGUGGGGAAAUCUCACCUCUCUCCGCCGCCACAGGAGUCAGAUCGGCGAGUGGGUGUUUGCUGUGAUCUUAUCGAUUCUUGCAGUUUGCGUUCGUAAUCAAAGACGAGAGGCUGAUUGGAGUGCCUCUUUCAGUUCUCCUUGUCGUCCCGAGGUGGUGGUGCGGAUCAGGAAGACGGAUGGUUCUUCCCCGUAUCUGACUGACCGCCAGAGCCUCGCUUCUCGGUACGCUUUCACGCCAAUACCAAAUACCAAUCUAGAUUAAGGAUUGGAUUUCAUGCCAAAACCAAAUACCAAUCCAGAAUAAGGAUUGGAAAAAGGAAAUUUGAGGGACCAAUCAGGGGUGAUGCCGCCUGGAUCCCUGCUAAGUGCCAUCGCCCGUGCAAACAUUCUGUUUGGAGUCUCAAACUCCCAUCGUCUAUGAAGCUUGAGGAGGAGACUCGGGAGUUACCGGUGGCGUCUGUAAUUACUGCUGAGGAUAUCACUAAGCGCCCAUUGAUGGCCAACAAAGGGCCCGAUGGAGCUGAGGUUUGUCGGAAGUCUACCGUUGGAGAUAGAGUCUCUGGACGAAAUAAUAUCGGCGACCAAACCCAGAACCGGUGGUUGGGUGAGGAAGUGGUUGUGAUCAACUCAAUCUCCUGAGAAUCUCGCCCCGAGAUUUGGGAAAUUUCCCCUAAUUUGAUUUUGCGCAAUUCGCCGUUCAAGCAGAGUCAUUUCCCCUUUAAAACUCAAAUUCACCGCAACCAACUCGGACGAUGCAAAUCCGGGGACGCGUCUUCUAGGCUAUUUAAUGCCUUGCUCCACUGCUCUGCUUCUCUAGUUUUUUGUUGCCGAACAGUGAAGUCAGAUUCCAAGCACAGUGUUGAGGGUGUUGUUCCCAGCUUGCCUCCGUGUUCAGGUAAGCCCACAUUCUCGCCAGCCCCUCUUUAUUUAAUCUAGUCCUGCCUUUCACUAAUGUGGAGGCAGCAGGUGGCUAGAGAAGGGUAGUCCGCUGCCGAUUAAGGUCAGCCGGCCAACUAACAAACCUGAUUUUGCUUGUUCCCUUCAGAGUGCUAAAAUGGCGCGCAUGUCUCUUCACACCAGGUGGUCCAAUUCUCCAUGGAGGAGGUUCAGUCAACCAAAUAUAGGACCACUCAUUCGCUUUUGGAAUGUCUCUUUACGGAGAGUCGGGUUACGGUCAUGGAAGUCAGGGAAGCAGUUAUCGCGCCAUGGCAAGUGAAAGGACGAUUAAAAGUGGUGAUGUCAAAAUAUGGGUUGUUCGUAUUUAUUAUGCCAUCUGAGGAAGCUAAGAGCUGGGUUCUCAAGAUAACGCUAUGGGUAGUCAAGGAUUUGAUCUUGCACCUUAGACCAUGGGCCCCAAUCAUCUCUCAAAAAAUUUGAUGAUCUUGCCAUGGUCCCUUUACGUAUCCAAAUGUGGAAUGUUAAAGAGGAGUGUUGUACCCAGCAAUUCGAACGAAAGAUGGCAUCCAAUAAGCUUGGCCAUUUCCUGGAGGUUGGUGUAUUUGCAAGUCAUGAGAUUGGGGAACGUUUUGUAAAAGUGAGAACGGUGCUGGAUCUCACCAAGCCAUUACGUUGACAAAUUAUGGUGGCCAAUGAUGAUCCAAGGUUCUUCUGGGUUGCCCUGAAAUAUGAGUAUUUACCCUCGUUCUGCUUUCGUUGUGGUUGGGUGGGGCAUUUUCUCAAUGAGUGUGUCUUUGAGCCUCCGACUGGCAAGGAGAGGUUUGGACCGCAUAUGUCCACUAAGAAGGUGGGUAUACGAGUCUAUGAUGUUGCAGAUGAACCCUAACAGUACAGGGGUAAUUCGAAAUCUGUGUGGCUGAAUACAGAAGUGGGCGAACUCCGGGAGGAGAAGCUUGGCAAUCGGUCUCGUCCUAUGGAGCUGGAGGAGGAGAUUCGAGGGAAGCUACGAGAGAGUAAGAGGAUCGGAAGUCCUGGGCCUGUUUUUCGGAGGAAUGCGAUUUUUAAAAAGAACCGCCGAAGUCUGAAGUGGUUCCCAAUCACGAAAUCUCCAAGGUUGAAGAUUGAGCGAAGGAUGCGGUAUCAUGAACAUAGUCAAGGGUGGGAUGUAACUGCUAGGGGCCGCAAUAACAUGGAUGCGUCUUCUGGUAAUGAGGGAAGAGGCCGGCCAUCUAGGCUUGUCACGUCCAAAAAUGAUGAUGGAGUUGUGGGUCCGACGGGGCCUAAGAAGGGGUCGGCUCUUGAGGGGUAUCGGAGGCGGUUGAUCCUUGAUAAUUCAGAGGAGGAAGGGAACCCGAUGCCUGCAGUGGUGAGAACCCUGCAUCGGGACCAAGUGAAGGAAAGAAAUGGAGGGCAGCGUCUUGUGAAAAUGUCGACCAAAGGUAAUCUGGGCCUGGAGCAGCCCCAUCCCCCAUCUAGUUCAUCGUUGCACCAAGGAAACAAACUGGUGAUACACGAUGGGGAGAACCAGGAUAUUCUAGUUCCUUCUCCUCCCAUGCGUGCUGAAGCUAAACUUCCUUCCUCUGGUGUUGAGAAUCUAGAGGACUCGGCGAAUUCCUCGUCUGAGGAGGAUGCGGCUUUCUUUGAGCUUAAGUGUCGUUCACCAAAACCACCCUGUGUGAAACCUCUUCGUUCUCUCAAAGGCCGAGUGGGCAAGGUAGUUGCGCCUUUUGAGUUGGGACUCGCUAUCAAUUAUGGGGUCAUCGGUGGCCGGCUGGAGAAGCAAUUAGCUCCUGAGGAUGUGGCUCAGAUGCGCGAGUGGGAGGAGGAGGAGGCAGGGGAGCCUCCCCAGUUCAAUGAAUAUGGAACGAACUUGCUCGAUCCAUAUAUUGGGGGCGUAAGCGCCCGAUAACUUAUGUGGAGGGAGAAGUGGGGGAUAAUGCAAAUCCCAAAAAAUUAUUCGUGGACGAAGAAACUGGUAAGGCGGAGGACACUGGCCUGAAAUGGUUCCAAUCAGAUAAAUGAAGCUUCUCGCAUGGAAUGUGAGAGGAAUUGGGUCAUCCCUCACAUUUCAGACAGCUAUUGGUUUGAUUCAUUCCAAUAAAUCAGAAGCAAGAUCGCGCCGUAGAGUCCUUUCCCGCCGUUUGCGGGGCUUAGGUUUUGAUAAUUCUCAUUGUUUUUUUGUUGAUGUCGUUGACACCGCUAGUGGUAUUGUUUUAGCUUGGGCCCCCAAAGUUCCAGCUUCGGUAUUUUUUCAUUCCAAUUUUUGUAUUUGUGUUCAAAUUAAUGAAGUGGAUUUUUCUUAUAUUGUGGUUUUCGUCUAUAUUAGUUGCAUUGAAGCAAUAAGAGUUGAUCAACUAGCUCGGUUGCUUGAUAUCUGUGAGGAUUUCGUCCUACCUUUUGUGGUAAUAGGCAAUUUUAACGUAACUGUGAAUGAGAGUGAAAAAGAUGGUGGCAAGCCUUGGAGUGCCACCCAAGCUGUACUUCUCCGAAAUUUCGUGACUGAUCUGGGUCUCCAUGACCCAGGAUACCAAGGAGAUCCGUUUACUUGGACCAACAAACGUAUGGGGUCCGCCAGUAUCCGUGAAGGCCUUGACAGGGCCCUUUGCUCUCAAAGUUGGGUUGAAAAAUUCCCUGAUACCCUCGUCCAGCAUUCACGGACCAAGGGUCUGAACACCGCGCUUUGCUCCUAUCUAAUAAGCCUUACGUUCAUAACAGUCGGCCCGUAUUCCGUUUCGAUGCCCGCUGGGCUAAGAAUCCUGAAGUUCGGCCCAUGGUCGCGUAUGUUUGGCAAGAGGAGAUCUCUGGUACUCCUAUGUAUCAACUCUGGGAGAAACUUAAGAACUCUGUCAUUUGCUCUACGACUGGAGCAGGGCGUGUACUACCAAUUCCCUCCAAAAUAUAAAAGCCCUCCAGGCAGAGAUUGACCGGGUUAAACUACAAUCUCCAAUAGAUUGGGACACAGUUAAGACCUUGGAAACGGAAUUGACCAGACAGUGGGAUGCAGAAGAAAUAUACUGGCAACAGAAAUCAAGGGUCCGAUGGUUAAAAAAGGGGGGGAUCAGAUGUUCUCGUAUUUUCACACGGUCACUAGGGCUGGGCGUAAGCAUAAUUACAUGGUUGGUCUAAGAAAUGAACAUGGGGAUUGGGUAACUGAGGACGGGGAUGAUAACGAUGUAAUUGCACAUGUUUGCACCCCUAGUUCUUAUCCGUUUGUGGGGCGUAGUCGUGUAUUUUUGGCCUAUUUUACGCCGGGUUGUGCUACUUUGUCAUAUUUCAGGUCCCAGACGUCGAAAGAAAGGCUAAGCACGAGUUUCGGGGCAUUUGGAAGUCAUUUGAUCGAGCUGGAUCCAAAGCACGGGCUCGCCUAAAUCAAAGCACGGCCGUGUA
Messenger RNA from Linum trigynum, 6721 nucleotides. The record is from the annotation of a GenBank genome assembly. NCBI's taxonomy places the organism in Eukaryota, Viridiplantae, Streptophyta, Magnoliopsida, Malpighiales, Linaceae.